Megachile rotundata (alfalfa leafcutting bee) is the source of this 4789-nucleotide messenger RNA. RefSeq names its product Decapping enzyme, scavenger (gene Dcps). Gene Ontology annotation, molecular function: hydrolase activity; RNA 7-methylguanosine cap binding. Gene Ontology annotation, biological process: deadenylation-dependent decapping of nuclear-transcribed mRNA. The record is from RefSeq and is a predicted model, not a curated record. Lineage: Eukaryota; Metazoa; Arthropoda; Insecta; Hymenoptera; Megachilidae. Gene Ontology annotation, cellular component: nucleus; P-body.
CUUCUUGGAUCCUAGCCACAGUGUUUGAAUUCUGUAUGUAUGUAUAAUGCAACAGUUGUACUCAAUCAGUGGAUCCUGUAGGUUCCAGUCUUCUUUUUACAUAACCUCUGAAAUAACGGUUGUCCUAACGACAACUUGUUAGACGCAAAUAGUGACAGAGUAAAUAAAAAGUAAUGUAAUUUGCUGAAAGGAAAGAUAAGUAAACAUUUGACGAUAUUUUUUCCUGCCAAGCAACUUUCACUCUAAUUAUUGUUUAUAAAAGGACGCUAUCAACAAUGGCAGAGAUAGUUACUGAUAACAAUGUGGAUGAUUGUCCCCUAUUGAAAAAAGCUAAAAUAGACAAUAAUGAUGUGUCUGAAAAAAUAAAAAAUAUACAUGAAAAUGAGGUUUCUUUACCUGUUUUCAAUUUAAACAAAGUAUUACAAACUAAUUGUGUGAGAAAACAAAUAUGCGUUGAAGGUAGUUUUGAAGGUUAUGACGGUUCAGCUGUUAUGAUAUUGGAAAAACAAAAUUUUGCAGAUGAUCAGAAAGCUUUGAAAGAAUUUUUUAGUAAAGAUACAGUUUUCCAAAAAUUGUAUAGUAAUACGAUUUACGGAAAUUAUGAAUGUUUUCCAGCAAAGAAAUACAGUGGUAUAAAUGCAAUGGUCAUACAUCCUGCAACACAGAAACACAUAGAAAAGUUUACAAAAAAAGAACUUUAUAUGAUAGAUGAAACAUAUGAACUUUAUCAAAAAGUUACUGUCCCAUAUAUAGAAUCAAGCAGCUUUUCUACAGAUUGGAUACAUAAUAUUUUGGAACACAAAGCAGAACAAGAUAAAAUUGUUUAUGAGGAUAGAAGUGAAAAAACUGGAUUUGUUUUGGUGAAUGAUUUAAAAUGGGAUGGUCAAUUAAACACGUUAAAAUUGAUAGCACUCCCAUUACAAAAGAUCAAAUCAAUAAGGGAAUUAAAUGCAUCACACCUUCCACUAUUAAAAAAUAUAAGAGAUGCUGGAAUAGCAGCAAUUGCUAAAAAAUUUAAUUUAUCCGCUUCUCAGCUUAGGAUAUAUUUACAUUAUCAACCAUCAUAUUAUUACUUACAUGUUCAUUUUGCAUACCUUAUGUACGAAGCACCAGGAAUAUUUGUAGAAAAGGCACAUCUUUUAUCUGUGGUUAUAAGUAAUCUUGAGUUAAUGUCAGAUUACUAUAAGAAAACUGUACUCUCAUAUGUAGUUGCAGAAGGUGAUCCUCUGUAUAUUAAAUUUAAGGAAGAAGGAGUUUUAGCUGAAGUGAAAUCUAAAACCAAUGAAGUUGAAAAACAGUGCAUUUAAUAUGGGAACAAAAAUGUACAAAUUGAAAAAUAGAAGAGAAUUAACAUUAUUAUAUGGAAUUGUAAUUCAGUGAUAGUAAACCAUUACAGCUACAUAAUGCAUAAUUUUAAUAUAAAAAACUAAAGAAAUUUUUCAUCGACGGAUGUAAAUAUUUAGACGGAUUUUUCUUGUAAUAUAUCACCAUGAACUAAGAAAAUCGUAUAACGUAAAGUAUUUAUGUUUAUUCAUCAUAUAAAUAAAUAGGAAAUAUAUGUACAUGUAUAUAUGCGCAUAUAUUUUGUAAACUACAGUAUCAAUAUUGUUUAAACGAAAGAGGUACAAAUAGAAAAUACUUUCUUUAUGUUGUUAACCCAUUGUGUUUGGCAUUGAAUUUAUUAUUUAUACCAGUAUGUAUUUCUUCCAUUUAUAGAAAUAUCUAAUAAAUGGGGAAAAAUUUAUUUAGCGGUAUUUAACUGAAAACAAUAACAAUGUGCAUUUCACAACAUAAUAUUUAAUCAGCCCAAAUAGAUUAAAAUUUUGUUUUGAUUUCAUAAUAUAAAUUAAUGGGUAAGGUAGAAAGUCGGCGAAGAAUGAACGAAUGACGAUUAUAUGUACACGUGACAAUUUAAUUAUAUUAAUUGUAAUAUAUAAAUUAUACACGUGUCAUUUUACAAUAUUUAUUUUAAUAAAUAUUUCUAUCGUAUAAAUGGUGGUACAUAGUACACAAUGAAGAGUCAUUAAGUACUAAUACCGAAGAAGUACCUAGUUCCUUUCCUUUCGUUUAAAAUUUUACAGCGUAAAAGGAAAGUAUAGAAUUAUUUACAAAAAAUGUAACAAGAUUGGGAUAUUAGCUUUUUUUUAUACAUACUAAAAUAUCAUAUUUUAUUAUGUGUGAAAAUAUUAUGAAACAUUUAAGUUUUUAUAUACGCACGAUUAUUCAAAAUCGUAAUUCACUGUGCUGCAAUUAAAAGGGUAUAAAUUACGUUCAAACUUCCAGCUUCAUGCAGUAAAAACAGGAAGAGGUAUCAUAAUGAUAAAUUAAGAGAAAACUGAAUAGAAUCGUACAAAAUCAAACAGAUUGGAAGAAUAGAUGAACUACCAAUACAAAAACGAUUCUUCCAUUGUGGCAAACGUUUUUUAUGAAAUGAUAGUUAAAAGUUAUGCAUUUUGUUACUCAGAAUAAAAUCUGUAUUCUAUUCUGGUCGUAUAUAUACGUCCUUUACCAUUGUUAUAUUAUUAGAGAGUACUCUUCAGGAUGUAUAUAUACGUAUUUCAAAAUGAAAGGGUAACAACGUUAAUUGAUACUCAUGUAUAUACGUCCUUUAUCACUGAUAACCAAUUUUUGUUACGCAUACUUACAAAUAAUUUUCAGGACGUAUAUAUACGUAUUUUAAAGCAGAAAGAUUACAACCUCACUCGAUGUAUAAAAAACUUAAUUUGUUUAGGACCUAGUGUCAAUUAAGUAAUUACAGAAACGUUACGAACAAUAUAAGUACAUUUCAAAAUAUUAAGCAUACUCAAUCUGGCGGAUAUAGUACGAUCGUAAUACAACGCUUGGCGAUAUAAUUCGUGGUGAUAUAACAGGCUUUAAGUUACAACUGCACUACAUCUUUCAGAUUGAGUAUACAAAUUUAACACUCUGACGGCAGAGGAUCAUUUAGAUGGUUUAUUAAUAUUUAAGAACUAAUUAAGAAAACAUGUCAUGUAACUUUCAUACUUUCUUUUCUUUUUAACAGAUCCUUGCAAACCGUCAAAGUGUUAAUCUUAAACAAAAAGAAAAUUUGUAUUAAUUGAGCAGUCGACAAAAACUCGUAGAAGUACCUUUUGUAGUAUGUCUCGUAUACUUUUGGGAUUCGUCGUGAUUAUGACAAUUGUGACAAUUAUGGAAAAAUGGACAUUCAUGUGUGUUGUUACAUGCACACGUAUUAAGAAUGUGUUCAUCGUCUGUAUGAAAUUUGUUCUUUCAUAGUUUCAUAAAAGUUUGCUUAAAUAAAUAGCAAAAGUUCGAUUGUUCUUAAUAAGCUAUGCACAUUUACAGGGACUAGACGAAUUUCGGUAAUAUCGAGUAACUUCACUCGAACUAAAGGAAUUGAAUAGUUGAUGAAUGAAUAAUGUAACAUUAAAAAAGGAAAAAGAAUGAGAUUUUUAAUAGCACUUAUAUGUAAGCAGAGAAGGGCAUUUGCGUGCAUUGUCAGUACAUUAUGAGAUGACAAAUACAGUUUUGUGUAAUUGCUCGAAGAUUCAUUCAGAAUUUUACAGAACAAAUGUUGUAUAAGAACAGAAUAUAAGAAAUAUUCUUGGUUAAAGACAAUUUGUCACUGUUCACAAAAAAUAUUUUAAUCCAAAUUUCUGUUCACCUUAUUGCAAGUUUUCAUUUAUUUCAGUAAGAAUUUUAUACUCUUUCAUUGUAACAAUUUCUUAAACGUGUUUAAAUUUUGGAACAUAAUAAAAGAACAUUACAACAAUAUAUAAACAAAAUUGUUAUGCAGCAAUAAAUAACACAAGCAUUCACCAGUAUCAAAAUGAUCCAAUGAAAGCAUACGUUUGUUCAAAUAAUUUUUGCUCGAAACCACUUUAUGAUAAAACAUAUUUCGCCUUAAUAAAGGUAAACAACCGACAGAUCAUUUCAUUAAUUGUUUUACUAUCUUAAUGUUUUGUGAAAAAAAGUAUGUACAGUAUUACAUAUACAUUCCUGGGAUAUGGUUAUAAAAAUACAAUAAACAUCUUGCUUCGUUACGCUUGUUCAUUGUUUCAUUGUCAGCUUGUUACAUUGUUCUGUAUGAAUUUUAUUAUCAAUGAAUGUACAGAAAUAUAUUAACAAGAAUGAUUAUGUGCAUCAAUAUGUGAUCAAAGAGCGUUACAAUUCAUAACAUUGUUAACUACAAUGUAAUAUUAUAAAGUAAUUUUCAAUUUUAUGUUUGAAAAGAAGUUUCUAUUCGUAACAAACUUUUAAUAUCCAUUUAAUCUUUUAACAAAAGUACAUUGUACAACAAAAAGCAAUAGUUAUUGUCAUUAAAAUAUGCUUCCUGGUAUAAUCGAAAUAGUUAAUGACAAGCUCACUGUAAAAUAUAAUUCCUUGCUGAUUGUAAAACGUAGUUGUUACUCAAUCACGUUAAGCGUAAGAAGCGCCUUUUCAUCAAGUUUACAUUCUAUCGUGAAACGUAAAUGACUAAUUGUUCUUACAAGCAAUUAAAUGUACGCGUAUAUGCUACAACAGUUAGGUGAACAUAUACAACAUGAAUAUAAAUGUAUGUGUGAUAACGCAAUGUGCAAAUGUGUGUGUGUGUAAUGUAUGCCUAUGAUAUAUCACAUUAACUCAAUAUAAACAAUAUUAAUUAAUUAAAUAGCAAGAGUAUAUUUGUUCAUGAAACCAGCCUUAUAACGGAAUCAAAUCCAUAAUAAGUAUAUUAGCCGCGAACACUACAGCAUUUCCUGAUCAGGUACUUAACGUAUAUAUAUUUUAAUGUGAUGUAUUAAAAAAAAAAAAAUUUUUUUUGAAACAA